AAGUCGGCUAACGGCCGCGCUCAAACGUGCUUGUAACCGUGUGCCUACAUACGACACGCUCUUGGCCGGUUUCUGUUGCUUUGUACACAUACCGACAAAAAGUGGUACGACACUAUCGCUGCAGCUCGCGCCGCGCCCUACAAGGAUACGGUACACCUGUGGACGAGGCGAGGCUCUCGAGACGCGCGCCCGCCUCAGUGAAAGUGCCACUAUAACUUCGUAACGGUGUUAUGUCACAGCCCCUGCGUCGACGCGCCGCCACCAGUCGCAUUACAACUAUGACGCUGCGCGCGCACCUUUGACACCGAAACGCGCGCCAAUUUCGAAUACAGAAUCGUGUUGCCAGUAUGCGUGUGGUUGUUUGAAAAAAAUAAUAAUUGUUCUUUUUUUCGAAAAUGUCUCGUUUAGUGUUUUUAUUUUUGUGUGCUGUAAUUUACGUUAAUUCCGCGGAACUGCCGUCCAGUGAGAGUAAAGAGAACGCGAGAGAGGAGAAGUUAAGAAGUGCAUUGAUAGACGCUUUUCAGAAUAUUAAAAAGGCAUCCGCCAAAGGCGGUGUCAACGAUGAGGGUCCGCUGACAGCUGACCUUUUAAGCUCCAUGAUAUUGACUCCGAAUACGAGUAGAAACGAAAAACCUGCGACCGAGGACUCGUUCCAUUUGUUCGCUGACGAGGAGGGUUUGUCCUUUGCUGAGGCUUUCGAUGAAAAUGUGGAAUCAGCGAGAAAGCCUUCCAGUACGGAAGCAUCACAUAAUGUGCAGCACAUUGUGAAAACCACCAAAGCGGUGGAGCAAACUACAUCAAAACUCAACAAAGACGUUUUGAGUAAACUGAAUGACUCGAUACGGAGUACGUUGAACGAAUCGAAAUUAGUCUUGAAACGGGAUAGCUCGAAUACGACCGGUUUGUUGGGAAUCGAGAAUAUGCUAAGAAUAUUUGACGCGGAGAUCCUUGUGAAGCAAUGGAAGGAACUGCAGAGCGUCGUGGACGGAGACUGCAAGCUAGACAUGCAGCUCUACGUUGAAGGACUAGUUGACAGGAGGUUGUGGGCGCUGAAAAUGGAGGACGCGAGCGGGCGGUACAACUCGAUGUUCUACUGGGGCAACAACUACUGGACCGGCUCCGCGGAGCUCUGCCAGAUCCUCAACGAGCAGCAUAUGCCACCACCAGCGCAUAACAAGAGCAGCGGCUCGCAGAUCUUCAGCGAGUGGCGGCAGGACGUGUCCAUGUCGGGCUCGAGUCCGCCCUUCGAGACCGGCUUCUACGUCACGCGGCUCACCGUCACCACCGACCUGCCGCAAGUGGUCAAGACUCGUCGGACGCUGCACCUGGGGGAGUGCCUGCCGGCGUCGUGCUCGCGGCAGCAGGUGGCGGCGCUGGUGAGCGCUGCGCACGCGCCGGUGCUGCGACACGCUGUGCUCGCCGUGCGCACGCCCAGGCACGGCUCCUACGUUUAUAUCGAGGACCCUACCUUCCAGGUCCUACUAGGCGUGUCAUGCACGGUCAUUCUUCUGCUGAUCACAGCGACUGCUUAUGACCUGAAACUGGCUCGAGAUGUGCGCAAGCGCAGGCGACGCGCUGCCAACAUGGCCGCCGGCGAGAAGGGAGCGCGCGGUGACUUAAAAUUGGACCUUAAUGGGCUCGAUGACAUCACUGUUGCUAAUGGCAAAUCAAUAUACAACAAUAACAACAUCGCCAUAAAUAGCAACCACUCAGAGGAGAGGCUUACAGGCGAAACCUCAUCCACUAACGAGGAACUUAAACUCAGCGUGUGGUCGGAUCUGCUCCUCUCCUUCUCGAUGAAGGCCAACAUAUUGCAGAUCUUCGACCAGUCUGUUGGUUCCGACACGGUGCCUGUGGUGCAUGGCUUGCGGUCCCUUUCCAUGGUCUGGGUCAUAUUUGGCCAUACUUGCAUCGUUGUCUUCAAGUACGCCGACAACACUGCGUUAAGAGCGAUUUUGGAGAAAAGUUUCUUGUUUCAACUGGUCCUGAGUGCUGUGUACAGUGUAGACACAUUCUUCUGUCUUGGCGGUAUGCUAGUAUCGUUCCUGUAUUUCCGCACGAACGCCAAAGGCAAGCUGGACCUGAUCACCAAGGGCCGUAGGAAGAUCACCGCUGGAGUGCUGCAGUUUUUGGGCUUGAUGGGUUAUAGAUUUGCUAGGCUAACGGCUCCAUAUCUGUUCAUGCUGGGAGUAGUGGAGGUGACGAUGAAAUGGUUCGCGCACAACGCUGUAUUCGAACCGCCGGCCAUGGACCACGAGACCUGCCCCAAGUACUGGUGGAGGAACCUUAUGUACAUCAACACGCUGUUCCCGGUCGAACAGAUGUGCAUGCUCUGGAGUUGGUAUCUUUCGGACGACACACAAUUCUAUGCAGUUAGCGCCAUGCUCCUCAUAUUAGCUACAAGCCACUUCAAGCUGUCGGUGUCCCUGACCGGCCUGUUCUUCCUGUCGUCCCUGUUUACCACCGGCUACGUAUCGUGGAGCAACGAGCAUAUCCCGAGCAGCGAGGACCCCUUCACGCAGUUCGACAAGAUCUACGACAAACCAUGGACCAGACUGGGCCCAUACCUUGUCGGCAUGGCAACUGGCUGGAUACUGUUCAAGACCAACUUGAACAUCAGGAUGGGAAGGGUUUGGGCGUGGGUGGGCUGGACAGUGUGCACGGCCACACUCCUGUUCCUUAUCUUCGGCCUCUACCGCACCGAGCUGGGCGUGGCCGCCGCCGCCAUCUACAGCGCCCUCUCGCACUCGCUGUGGGCCGCCUGUAUCGGCUGGAUCAUUAUUGCCUGCUCCACUGGAUAUGGAGGCUGGGUGCGCGGGCUGCUGAGCGCGCCGGUGCUGUACCCGUUCUCGCGCGUCACGUACUGCGCCUACCUGGUGCACCCGGUGGUGCUGCGCUACGUCGCCAUGCACCUCACGCACCCCAUACACCUCGGGGAGCUGCUCGUCUUCGUCCUGUUCCUCGGCCUCACUGUGAUAUCGUACGCGCUCGCAUUCAUAAUUUCCGUAGCGUUCGAAGCGCCCAUGGUCACUAUGCUGAAAAUCGUUGCGCCACAACGGAAACCGCACAGGGUCUGAGCAGGAUACAAACCAGACCACAUUUGGAUUUCGUACAAAGUUAAGUUAUUCUCGAUACUACACCAGUAUGAUUUGGCAAUUAUUAUAUUGCAUGAAUGUAGAACACUGCCAAUUAAUGUGUAAAAAAAAAGUAAUCUUUUUUUUAUUAAUAUGGCAACAAUGUGGAAGAUAAGUAAAAUUCGACACUAUAUCUGUUGAUUGUUUUGAAAACAUACAUUUUGUAAAACUAUUAGACUAUUGUUUUUAAAUCACGUGUCAAUAGAUAGUGCAAGAAUUUACUUAAAAAUAAUUCGUGUAAUGUACUUUAAGUUAUUGAUUGGCAUAUGGUGCAAAAUUGAGGUUAUGUCAGAGUUACCAUUUUUUAAAAAAUAUUACCAAAUGGUAACUUAAUUUGUAAAGGUAUACCUGAAAAGUAGAAACUUUAUCCUUUAAAUGCCAAAGGAUCUCGUCUCUUAUGGAGGCUUAUUGAAGAGAAAUUAAUUAUUUGUAUAAUUGCGUAUUAUUAUUUGAUUAAUAUUUUCUAGUUGUAAUAAAACUUAGACAGGUUAACUUUUAUACAGAGAUUUAGUAAUGAAAAAUGACGAGAGAAUGAUUUUGUAUGACUUAAUUAAUUUAUAUAGACUCUAUGAUAAACGCAGGGGAAAAUUGAAACUGUGUAAUAAAACUUUAUUGUAUGAAAUUGAAAGUGAACGUAUAAAUGAUCAUUUAAUAGAGCGUUUAUCGCUGCGUACUGACCGUGAAAACGAGAGUGGACGCAAUUAAGACACGGAUGCACGUGUGCGGGCAUCUUUUAAUUUUCUUAGUGAUUACCUAGAUCCCUACAGAGAUGUAAUAUUACUAUGAAUGAGUACUAUUACUUAUACUGUAGUUAGUACAUAGGAGUAAUGUAGAAAUCACGAAAGAUAUGUCAUAUCCCAAUAGCUUUUGUUGAAUUGAAUAUGACGGUGAUUAAUUAAUUAGUUAAAUGAAUUAAAAUACAAUUAAUUAAUUAAAUACAUUUUUAUCUAAUCUGUCUACCAAAUUGCUCCUCAGAGAAAAUUUGCUGUCGUUAGUUUUGUAUAAAUUCCUUAUUAUUAUUGUUCACAGCAUCUUUAGUUAAAAGUAACUAUUCAGUUCAACAGUAUAAGAUAUUAAGAUAAAGAAUUCGUAUAGAAAAAAAAUAUAAAUUCUACGAAAUAUUAUUUUAAUUACGUUUACAAAUUACAUUAAAUACAGAAAGUAUUUAAAAUCAUUAUCAAACUUAUAAAAAAGCGUUCCGCUAAUUCAUGUAUAUUUUUUUCAUUUAUAAAAAAGGACAUACAGUGGAACAGUUAUUAGGUCUUGUUAGCAAGGGUUGUCUUAUCUCUGAGAGAGAUCUCUUCCAGCGAACCCAAGAUAGCUGAUUAUUUUUUCUAUAGAAAUAUGGACCGGAAACUACAAAAAAAAGCGCUCCAAAUUAACAGGGCGCAGCUUUUAUGUUUUUUUAAUUGAUGAUAAUGGAAUGGUAACUCCGCCUGCGCUAACGGUAUACACUGGCGGGACACCAGUGAGGGAUGAUAGGUGAGAAUGAAAAGACAGGUCAAUUAGUCCAUCGUGAUGAAUUCACUUGAAAUUCAGCACGAUGGUUUCCAGGGGGGACCACGUGAAGGUCGAUCUUUUUGGGCAUAUUGCUAACAAUGAGACUGGUAGUCCGCAUUAUUAACAACCCCCCCCCCCCCCCCCACCACUCGCAGCUGUUAUGUUAGUAAUUUUUUUUCCACUUAUGUUUUUAAGUAAUGUUCAAUUUCACUGUUAGAAUAAAUAAUCCAUUAAAAAUUGUUAAAGAUCGACUUCACCCUGUAACAUAUUAUUAUAUAUUCAGGGCCGCAGCAAUCAAGUUUAAGUUAGGGCAAAAUAACUUUUUAGUAAGGCAGAAGCCAUAAUUAAGUUAGUUCGAAAAAAAGAAUCUGUCUAAUUUCCUUGGGUCCUUUUAUUUGGUAAUGCAUUGGGCCCCUUUUAAGUUAAAGCAUUGCCCCUUAAUGCCCCCCCCCCCCCCAAACUAUGGCCUUGCUAUGCAAACUUGUAUUUUAUCGCCAGAUGAAUAAUAUCAAAUAUAUGCAAAUCUAAAACGAUUGAGUAAUAGUUACAGAAAGCGUUCACCCGUUAUAUUUCAUGUCUGUACAUACUUAGAGACGGUGAAAGUCAUUCAUUUACGAGCAUGAAUAUUAUUAAUUUGCAUUUCUGAUAACAAACCGAGUGCAUAAUUAUAGUCUUCAUUGUUGGUACUGUGUUUAGAUUUUAUUACAUCAUUCGGUACUGUAUCGUUUUAUCUUUUUAAUGUAUGAAAUUUCCAACAUUAAGUUUUUCAUUUCGAUACAAGAAUAACUAUUGUUAUAACUAAUAUUCGCACUGUUAUUUAUAGCUGUGAAAAAUGUAUCUUGUUAUAUUUAGUGGAUAAAUUUUAAUAAAUGAUCAUUUAUGCUUUAAUUUCGGUUCAGCUAUGAGAGGACUUUUUGUAAUAUUUUUUAGAUAAUAUCCAAAAAAACAUUCUGGUAUAAUUGGUAUAUAUAUCAGUGGUAUAACAUAAUUUUUUGGAGUCCGUGAUAAAUUCAUUAUCACGGUUAUUUCCUUUAUCUAAAAGAGCUUGAUGCUAUAAUUACAUUUUCGCCGAAGAGAAUUCAAGACCGGGGAUCGCGUGGUAUUCUGUCGCCUAUUAUUACGUCACUACUUAUAAUAUUCUCAUCAUCAUCACCUUAUUAACCAUCAACUGUCCACUGCUGAACAUAGGCUUCCCUGUAUUGGAGGGUCUGCCAGUAGUUGUUGCGUUUUACAGGCGGGUGAGCAACCGCAGUUAAACUUUGGUGAUGUGUUAAGAGGGACGCUGCUGCCCAUCCCUCGAUUAUUAAGUUCUCUCAGUCCCCUCUUACAAUACCCACAACAAAAGAAGAGAUGGUCCAUCCUAUGGUGGGACCACAUAGCGUUAUACCGCCUCUUAUACUAUUUCUGUUAAUCCUGUAAACUUUUUUAAUUUUUUUUUAACUCAAUGAAAAAUUAGCACCAAAUUAAUGAAACCAAACAAACAACAAACCACGACCAAAUGUUUCUUCAAAUUACGUACUGACGACUGCUGUUUGUUUUAUAUAAGACUAUAAAUUAUUUAUUCAAUAUUAUUUAUGUUUGUAUCGAGCCCUUCUACAAUAUUUGAUUUACAUUUGACUAUGUACUGCGGUUUUUUUUUUUAUUUAUUUCAUAAAAGUUAAUCAUGACAAAUUGUAACAUAUGACCUGUUUCAGUGAUGAAGUUAGGUGAUGUACAGUUUCAUGUAAAAUAGAAUUAUGUAAAUAGAAUGUAAAUAUAGUUUUAAGUUUGUACUGUUUGUAUUAGUUAUAAUUAAUAUUUUUUAUAUGAAAAAUAAAAUGUAACUAAAAUAAUUAUGUGCUUUAUUUAAAAUCAUAACGUUUAAUACAUUAUUUACUUAUAUCUAUGACCUGCGUAUAGGCGGGAACAGUACAAAGUUAUUGCAGAAUUUCAGUGGAUUUAAAUAAAUUAGUUCACAUUCAGAGGUACCACUUUCCAUCUGGUGGACCAUUAACUUAAAGUAUAUUAAAAACUUAACUUUAAGUAUACUCUGUUAAGUACAUGGUACUGUUCAUGUCUAUAGGCGAUGGUUACCACUUUCCAUCAGGUGGGCCGUCAGCCUGUUUGCCAUUUUAAGUUGCAAAAAAAAAUAAAGACAUAUAAUAAAAAAUAUCAUUAUGAAAGUUA
Galleria mellonella (greater wax moth) is the source of this 6800-nucleotide messenger RNA. RefSeq lists its product as uncharacterized. NCBI's taxonomy places the organism in Eukaryota, Metazoa, Arthropoda, Insecta, Lepidoptera, Pyralidae. Bases 396 to 3077 code for a protein of 893 amino acids. The record is from RefSeq and is a predicted model, not a curated record. The transcript is spliced from 15 exons. Gene Ontology annotation, molecular function: acyltransferase activity, transferring groups other than amino-acyl groups.